Molecule: messenger RNA, 6011 nt
Organism: Trichobilharzia szidati
Lineage: Eukaryota; Metazoa; Platyhelminthes; Trematoda; Strigeidida; Schistosomatidae
Source: the annotation of a GenBank genome assembly
CUAGAAGCAGUGAUGUUUGCGCCCUAAAUCAACUCAUUCACAGAGGGACUAGCCAAACAUAUAUAUUUAUUAGAAGAUUUACACAUGCUUUAAGUCUUUUUUCCUCAACCAAAAUUCUGAAUCCCAAACAAAGUCGUGGUGCUUUGUUCGUUUGGUCAAUAUUCAAUGCAUAAAUUUCAAACUCACCUUGUGAUGGCGAAUCGCAAACGGAAUAGGCCUGAAGAUUGGGAGGAUUUAGAGCCCUCCCCUGUCAUUCAUAUAAGAGAAUUGCCUGAACAUACAUUAGAGCUUGAUUUAUUACGCGUUUUUGAGCAGUUUGGUUCCAUCAGAGAUAUCGCCAUGAUCCCCCACAAGGGCCAAGCUCUGAUCGAAUUUGAUGAUAUUAAUUCUGCUGAGAGGGCAGUUGCUAGGUGCUCGGAAAAUUCUGUAAUGUUUGCUAACCAUCGGCUGAAAGUUAAUUACAGCACUUCAAAAAGGGUUAUACAUCGACCUUUAGAAAAUGAUGGACAGCAUCCUGAUAUACCUCCAGAAAGCCGUGUUCUGUUGUUGACCGUUUACAAUGCACAGUAUCCUAUCACAGUAGAUGUUAUUCAUCAGAUCACGGCUAAACAUGGUCGUGUUUUGCGCAUUGUCAUUCUCCGCAAGGCCAGAAUACAGGCUAUGGUUGAGUUCAAAAGUACUGACGAAGCUCGCACUGCGAAGCGUCACCUAAACGGAGCUGAUAUCUACUCUGGGUGCUGCACUUUGAAAGUCGAAUUUGCUCGUCCGACUCGCCUAACUGUAACUCGAAACGAUCAAGACUCAUGGGAUUUCGAAAACCCUUUACUUAUGUCAGCCGCAAUGAAUGAUACAGAUGGUCGAGGGGACAUCUCAUUAUUAGGACGCUUUGAGCGUUCUCGUGCAAGGCAUGAAAGUUCCAGGUCUAUUAAUGGCGGUUACGGAUAUCACGAUAACUUCAUGAAACAAAAUAAUGUUGGUAUCAGUGUCCCACCUGCUUCAUUUUUGGAUCAGCUCGCACUGAACUAUCAUGUUUCAAGACGUGGUUUUGAUGGAUUAAACGGUCAGCAGUACGUCAGAGCCGCCACGCCUGUCAUUAUGGUGUAUAAUAUGAACAUGGAUCAUAUGAAUUGUGACCGUUUGUUCAACCUUCUUUGUCUUUAUGGAAAUGUGGUCCGUAUUAAAUUUCUACGGACGAAGGAAGGAUCAGCUAUGGCGCAAAUGGGCGAUAACGUUAGCGUUGAUCGUGUCAUUACUAAUUUGUCAGAAGUCCCACUAAUGGGAAAUGCAUUGUCGAUUCGGCCGAGCAAGCAACAACUUAUAUUAGAUGUACCAAAACCUUUCGAAUUGCCAGAUGGCUCACCGUCGUUCAAAGACUAUUCCGGUUGUCGUGAAAAUCGAUACAUAAAUCCUGAUAAGGCUAGUAAAAAUCGUAUUUAUCCACCAUCUUAUACUUUACAUUAUUGGAAUUGCCCUCCGAAUUAUACAGCAGAUGAACUUCGGAAAUUAGUUAUUGAGUGCGGUGCUUCUCCACCUCGACAAAUUGCACCUUUCCCAAGAGUGAGCGACAGAUCUUCUUCAGGUCUAGUCGAGUGGGGAACUAAGGAUGAGGCAGUUACCGCACUUGCACUGUGCAAUCAUCAGGCUAUUCCUAACACCGAGGGUCGUUAUCCAUUUCUUCUGAAACUUUCGUUCUCCAGUUCUGCGGUCAAUGAUCGUGGUUUUCCGGGUUCAAAGAAAAUGGGAUCGUCAGCUCUAGGAAAGUCGGCUGCAUCUGUUGAUUCUAGCGAAUAUGAAUAGUUUAUUGACUGUUGGUUGAAAAUAACAAAAGAACACAGCAUUUGUUACCAAACCUAGCAUCAUAUACCCCAUAUGGUGAUUCCUGUGGCACAUCAGUCAACGCAAUCGCACUUUCCAUUCAAUCUAUAACAUAAUCGCAUAUUGAAGCUGAACAAUCACACAACAAUUCGCAACGUAAAUCCAAUUCAAUUUAUGCAUAUUGCCAUCUUAUUCAUUAUUUGUUAAAAAAAAUUAGUCUUCGCGUAUGAUAUACAUCCUAGACAUAUUGUAAUUGGUGUGUCUAUCUUUCUAUCUAUUGCUUGCUUGAAUGCUUUAACUUAUUCAUAACUGUUAUCUAUAAUUAUGAUGGCAUUUUGUCGCAAUAUAUUCUUGAUGCUAACCGUUUUUUGCUGAGCUAAUUCUCCGGUGUGAUUGUCUGUGUAUGUUUGUGCGUGUUUUGCCGUUAAUGUGUUUACACAAUAUCCAUCUGCAUGUCAUUUUUGCAUUUGGUAUUUAUGAACAGCUAUUUUUGGGGUGUUGUCUAUUCUGGGUGUGUAUUCCCGUAGGUUGUUUGUAAGUUUUCGUCUAACUCAGUCUGUCUCAUUGUAUGUAUUUCUUUUGUGGCUGUCAUUAAUUUAAACAACCAGAACAAUCUCGUUUGAUGAUUUUCUUCAUUCUUCUUCCUUUAAUCAACAGUCUCAAACAUUUUAAUUAGUGCAUUUAAAACUAACAGUAUCUAAUCACUGCGUUCCUGUCACAAAUUCAAGCUGAAAUAAAAAAUUAAAACUACUAUAUGAGUAAUCAAUUAAAAAACCGACUUACAUCUUGUUUCCUUAAUGUGACAAUUGUUGAAAUAAGUGGAAAGUAGUAGAAUUGAAGAGAAAAUAUGUAUUUCCAAGUGAAGACAGAUUAGAACCCAAUAGUUUUCCGAAAUUCAAGGCGACUUCAUGUUAUGUGUGUUUCUGAUCAUGAAGCUUAUUUCCGUUUUGUUUUGUAGUCACAGCAAGUCAACACUAGUCGAUUAGUUUGCAUUAGACUAUUCCAAUUGAUGGGUAGUCACUUGUUUAAUCCUCCACGUCAACUGAUCGACAAAUUCUGUAUCACACUAGUGCAAACAUUUCAUUUCGCCAAUAAAAGUUUAUUAACUAUACACUUUCAAUUAUAAAGUUAAUAUUUUCCAACUGUGUUUACAUUACAGUAAAUUUGCAAGUGUUGCAUUUCAUAUUCACAUUUCAGCGUACGCAAACACAUGACAUUUUGUCUAUCCAACCGAACAGAUGUGCAACAGUCUUAAUGGUAUAAAUAAUUAACACUUUCACAGUUGUUUUUUUCCCACUGUUAAAUAUGCAAUUUUUGUUCGUAUUCUUAGGUAUUCAUUUGCAUAUCUAAUCGAAAUUUAAACUGUGCAUUUAUUAAAUAUUUUUCAUUUUACCUGCUUAUUUUGAUGUCAGCAAAUACUUUGGACAAAUCACUGUAUCACAGUAAUUCGUAAAAGUGAUAUAAACGACGAGAUUACCGAUUAUUGUUAAAUCUUUUCCUAGAUCUAUUUGCACUAGGUCUUUUCUUCCGAGAGUUUUCGCUUCACAAAAGCAAGGACGACGGCAAAACCAAAUUGUAUAAUUUGUCUACGGCUUACUUUAUCCUGUGAUAUAUGUAGGCAUAAAUUCUUGUUUUGGUGUGAUCGUUAGUGUACUCAUCUAAUUUUGUGUGUAAUAUCCCCUGUAAGAGUUUCUUCGCAUUGUUGAGUUACAUAGAAACUUGUUUUAUUAUCAUCAUGGGCAUUUCACUAUAACUGUCAUGUCCAUUUUAGUUAUACUUUUGUUGUGUUGACAGCGAGCUUUAAAGCCUGGCAGAGCUGCGUUAAAAAUAUCGACGAUGAUUAAAAAAACAGCUGAAUUAGUCUCGCUUCAGACACAUGUUUAAUUAAUAUCACAUUUUUUUGGAAUCUGGUGGAUUCCACUGUUGGUCACCAUCAAUCAAAAUAGUUUGACGUUGAUCCUUGGACAUCGUGGAAGCGUCCUUCCUAGGAACCAGCAUGACAACAAAGAUAAAGCAUUUCGGUUGAACAUAACCAAUCAACGGUAAUUGCAAAUUAAACUAAAAACGAAUAGCAGGACAAUUUUCGCUUAUUGAAACUGGCUACAGUCAUGGUUCAUAAAGAGCUAAACAUUGGUCGGUUAUAAAGCCAUGCUGAAAUAAAUUAGUAUUGUGUAUUACACAUAUGAAGGGUUUUUCUAUUAUCUGUUUAAAUGUAGCUAAGUUAAAUAGAAACGGGAGCUUUAGACGUAUAUUAUUAGGGAUCGAAUGAACUGUGUGGUAGGGGUGGUUUUGUGUUCAUUUUAUUGCGCUUGAAGUAUGCUUAGUUGUUGAAGUUGGUAGCAUAUAUCAAGUCCCACUGUCUCACGUUAACACAAGUAAAAUGAUGUUACAAUAUGUUGGUAUAUUGUUCUGUGUGGCAUUUAUUCCUAGGUAUAUUGAUGAAGCAAACUAUGAUCGCUACACGUUAUUAGAGAGGUUCCAUAUAUGCCUUAAUUGAAUACAUUUUUUUACCUGUUGAAAUGCUGUUUUUUCAUUCCUGAAUUCAUUGUAUUUGAAAGUGGUGGUUCUUCCAAUUGUUAUUCAGAAAGUAGAUUUUCGUCAACCAAAAUUAUGAUCUAUCUUCGAUGUACGGUCUCAUUUUUGUUUUUUUGAAAUGUGUACGUAUGAUAUGGGAAAUCAUCAGAGGAUAAAUAGCGAUGGUUGCAAUACGUUGCUUCGUGAUUAGCACUAUUUAGUAUUAAAUGCGAUUAAGGUGUCCAUUUCGUAGAGGGGAGAAGUAUUAUAAUUUGGCUGUGGAGUUGUUUAUCAGAGGUUGUAUUUAUUUUUGCUUAGCUUACACCUCAAUAUCAUAGCGUUAGUGGUGUUCUGUGAAAUAAACCCAUUCAAUGAUAUGUGUAGAACUCAGUUACUCAAAACGAAAUUAUUAUAUUAGAGGGUACGAAUGACAUUUGUUAAAGUAUGUUCGGUUACUCAGACUGAAGUGAAGCUGGACUCGAACCCUAGCCCUAAGUGAAUGAACCACAUCACUCGCAUGAGUCGAGAGUAGGUAAACUUGAGCAAAUUAGAAAGGUACAUUUACACUACGACUUGUUAGUGCAUACACUAGUUAUUGUUUAUUUCAUUUUGCUGCCGCAUACCUUUGUGCCUAUGCUGCACAGUGUGUAGCGAAGUGUACACGUGAUACGAAGACUUGAGCGUAGCCGUUUUCAUUUCAUGUAUGGUUGUUGUUGUUGUAAGUUUAAUUUUCGAUCACAGAUUUUUCUGUAUUGAUGCGUAAACGAAUGCAUUUUUCUUGCUUCAGUGAUGGUUGGACCCAAGCUGAAAGUUUUAAAAUCCUAUUUUGCUACUAUAUUAUUAUUCCAUUCGUUCAUUCACGCGGUUUUUGUUUUUAUACCACUUUUUAAUUUGCCUAAUGGGAUAAUUCUUUUUCUUAUAUGGUGAUAAUUUCUUGAGUGGCGGUCGGAUCAAGAGGGUAACCGUUGGCAACAAAGCUAGUCCUCUGUAUCAGCAUAAUUUAUUUGACGUAGUUACUUUGUCAUGCGGAUACGUUUUAUGCUGGAUUAUUAAACGGUUGCUUCGGUAGGAAUGUUCAGCGGCAAUAAUUCACGUAGUACUAGAUGAACAUGUUCCAUUUAAUUUUGAUUUAUUCUGAAUUAAAUCAUCUUAUAUGCUAGAACUAUUAUCAAAUGACUUGAUAUUGUGGUCGAUAUAUGUGCAUCACUGUUGGAUUUUGAUUUUUUACUCGUCGUAUUUUGAAUGCUUAAUUAUUUUCCUUAAGCAAAGUGUAUUUAGGUAUUUCCCGUCAUAUUUAUCGUUCUCGUAAUCGCGUAAUCAGUAAAAAUCUUACCCUACAUUAGAGACUGAUGCAUUCUAAGUAAACUGCCAACAUUGAUUGCCAUAUUGUGUCUAUUUUAGUCUUUUGAAGGCGAUUCAGCAUUGUGGUACAUGGUUCUACCAUACCUAUGUAAAUAAAUCGCUUCUGCUACUGCUACUCUCCCCAAGAAGUAGGCUACUAAGGGUCCUUCGAUGAUGUGCUGCCUUAUUACACUUAGUGUACGUUGGCGAUGUAAGAGCGACAGUUGUUUAAGUUUCUAUACCUUCUAAUUUGUUAUUGUAGUCAUGUUACAUUUUUGCUAAGGUUUCGGUAAUCAUUGCGUUAUUUGAUUAAUUCCUACUGGAAUUAUAAACUUAAAUUU